Ordospora colligata OC4 is the source of this 876-nucleotide messenger RNA. RefSeq lists its product as uncharacterized. The coding region runs from base 1 to 876 and encodes 291 amino acids. The record is from RefSeq and is a predicted model, not a curated record. Lineage: Eukaryota; Fungi; Microsporidia; Ordosporidae. The transcript has a single exon.
AUGGAGGGGAUAGAACGAGAUAGAGAACUUUUAAGGAAUGCAAAAAGAAUAAACAGGGAUAUAAUGGAGCAAAUGAUUGUGGAGAGCCAGAAAGAAAAGAAAAUCAGCUACAUUGGAAAUCUUGUUGCAUCAAGCAAAGUAGUGUGCAUGGAGAAGGAGCAACAAUAUGUAAGCCGAUCAGUAAUCAGGAACAUGAGCACACAAUCGAUUUUGUGUUUAGCUUCUGAUAUAUUGAAGCGUGUGGACAGAAAGACUGCACGAAGACUCCAGAAAAUAGAGGAAGAGCUUGUAUUACGUGAAGAUCUGUUUGUAAGUAUGAUAAAUCACAUUGAAAGAAUGCCCGAGCAAAAAGACGAUCUAUUCUCGUGGUAUCCUGGGCUAGACACAUGCAGCAUGCAUGCAUUUGUUUUCAAGCUGCUGCCUGAUUUUUCAAGGAAAUACAAGGAAUAUUUUGUUAAGGCAAUGGCUUCUCAACGGGAGGGAAAGUCAAAGAUUCUCGACGUAUUCAGAGGACAUCUUGGCAAGGAAACACAAGCUUUUGAAGUGAUAAGCGGGGAUCUUGUGAUCUUUGAAGCGAUGAGAUGUGUUCCGAAGGGAGGGCUAAUUGUUACAUCGUCAUAUUGGUGUGAGAUAGAUGAAAGAUGCGAUGAUGCGCUUGCGAUGAUUGCAGGAAUUGAUGAAAAUAUACGGAUAAAUGACAGCAUUCAUGCAGAGCUAUUCCAUCCGCUGUGCCAUGCUGAGGUUGUUGUGAAUGGAAAGGAAGUUUUAGUGUCAUUCAUUGAACUGAAUGACCUUCUGACAAGGAAUGCUAGAUCGCAUAAGUUCUGGAUGGAUUGUGAAGUGGUAGAUGAAGCAUGGGAGAGUGUGGAUCAAUAA